Molecule: messenger RNA, 3455 nt
Organism: Carica papaya (papaya)
Lineage: Eukaryota; Viridiplantae; Streptophyta; Magnoliopsida; Brassicales; Caricaceae
Source: RefSeq, a predicted model, not a curated record
UAAAUAAUAACACGUCGACUGCAGUUGUGUCUCUUCUUCCUCCUUUUCUUCUUCUUCUUCUUCUCCUCUUUUUCAAGGUUUAAUGCUAAAAAAUUCAGCAGAAAUUUCUUUCUUUCACUCUUUUGAAGUUUAUUCUCUACUUGUUGACUCCAUCACUCUUCAUCUUAGUCUUCUCCACCCAAAUCUCUCACCCUCACUCUCCAAAUAUUCUGCUUAUGUCACCCAUUUCUCUUUUUGUUUUGACUCAUAGCUUAGGUUCUCAUAAAAUUAAACUUUUGUGUCCGAUAAUAGAUCAUCUUUUACCUUUUUUUUUUGUGUGUUCCCCCCGGUGCUUUUUUGGUUCUUAGCCUCCUAACCUGAUUUAUCUGGGUAUUUCAGUUCUCCCCCUCAGUUUUUUGCAUCUGCAUUUUAUGGUCCAGAGAAGAAACAAAGAAGGUGAAAUGCCUGGAGGAAUGCUUGGAGUUUGGAAAUGAGAGGUUUUGCGCGUGUAAGGGCUCAUGCUCCUGAAGAUAUGCGAGUUUGGAUGAUUUGAUUUUUUUCCCUCUUUACCAUUUUGCGGAAAGGCAAAGAAAGAGCUUGGGACCUGAGAAGGAAAAAUGGAGCUUUGCACAUGAAGCAUUUUUGGUGAUUUGGUCUUUGUGGAAGAGAUAAUGGAGGUUGACAAAAAGAAGUCGAAGGGAGGUUUUCUUCUUUUGUUUGAUUGGCAUGGCAAAUCCCGCAAGAAGCUGUUUGCAAACAAUGCUGACCUUCCUGAAGGGUCAGAACAACGGAAAGAGACUGUGGAGAGUGAUGCAAAGUCAAGGCUUCAUUUGCACUCUGAACUCGAUGAGAGCAGAGAAAGUUCGAGUAAUAAAGGAAGUAUUGAUUUUAACUGCACUUCAUCAGUCGCUAGCGAUGAAGGAUAUGGAGCUAAGGCUCCUGGAGUGGUUGCUAGACUUAUGGGUUUAGAUUCUUUACCAAUCUCAAAUGUUCCAGAAGCCCGUGCUACCGCUGUUCGAAAUUCCCACUUUCAUGGUUUAUCUCAUCCUGAGAAGAAAAUGCAGGAAGUUUGGAAUGUCUAUCACCCCAUGGAAUACCUCAGUGCUCCUAAUAAGUUGGAUAGUGUUUUUUGGAAUCCUGCAGAAUCAAAGGUCAAUAAGGUUCGAAGCAAGCCCAUUGAGAGAUUUCAAACUGAAUCAUUGCCUCCAAAAUCUGCUAAAUCAAUUCCAAGUACCCACCAUAAGCUGUUGUCUCCUAUUAGUAGUCCGGGGUUCAUUCCUACAAGAGAUGCAGCUUAUGUAAUGGAGGCAGUGGCAAAGAUAAUUGAAGCAAAUCCGCAAGGAACUGCCAAGAAAAAGGUGUCUGCUAUAGGUUCUUCAUCUGUUCCCUUGAGGAUCCGGGAUUUGAAAGAGAAGCUGGAAGCUGCAGAUAAAGCAUCAAAACCUCAAACACCUAUUUAUCACAGUGCCGCAAAGUGUAUGAAAGGACAGUGUAAUGGUAAGAGCAACAUCGUAUCAGAAUGCACCAAGAACUCUGUGGCUUCAGGAAAGGGGAAUUCUAAUAAUUCAAGGAAGAAAGGGAAGUCAGUAUCGCUUGCAGUCCAAGCAAAGGUCAAUGUCGAGAGGAGAGAAGGAUCCAUUUCAAGUAGUAGGAGUUCAGAACUGAAGAAAGAGAGUGAUAACAAAGCAAAACAGGCUUUAAGGAGUCAACCAGAUACACAAAAGACUUUUCCUAAAGGAACUUCCCUGAAUAAGACUAAGACUGUGCUGAGACAGAACAACCAGAAGCAGAAUUGCAAAGACAGUUCGACUUUGAAAAGUUCACCUCCUAACCAAGGAUGCAGACAGCCUAAGUCGUCCAUGAAUGUUUCGUCUGGUGCAAAUAGGAGCACUAAUAAGGUUGUUCUUGACUCUGAAGUUACAUCCAGAAAGCCAGGUUCUACGACAACUUAUACUGAUAGGAAUUUGUCUAGGAGAAAGAGUUCCGGAAAGAAACAGUCUGCAAGUGGGGAUCCUGAAGAAAGGAUUUCUGAAAAUUUAUUGAUUAGGAGCGGUAAAAAGUCCGUAAAAUGUAAUGUUACAACAGACGGGGAUAUGAACUGGAGCACAGAUAGCCCAAAAAAAGAUACAGAUAUUGUCUCAUUUACAUUUUCCUCACCCCUGAAAAGGUCAAUGCCUGACCCUCAGUCAUCGGGUGAAGGGAUAGAAAAGGAUAUCAGCUUUGGUAAUAAUUUUUCGGGUGACAAUGAUAUCCCUUAUUCAAAAAGUUCAGCAUUCUUUUCCCACGGCUUUAAUGUAAUAGGUAGUGAUGCUCUAAGUGCUCUUUUGGAGCAAAAGCUUAGGGAACUAACUUGUAAAGUUGAUACAUCCACAUGUCAUAUGAUCAGGGAGGAAAAGUCAGAAUUAGCUUCUGAAAUUUCAUUCCCUAGAAUCAAUGGGGUGAACACCUCGUCAUCAGAACUUGUUGAAAGGCUUCCACAUGGUUUUGAUAAAGAUUUACGAGAACGUCUUGAUGACUCUGAUUGUAUUUCAGCUGACAAUCAAGGACUUGACUUAAACCAGAAGUUGCCGGUUUGUCUCUUGAUUUCUUACACUCUUCUUUGUUAUUAUUCUUCCAUUAUAUGCAGCGAGCAGUUUUUCUUAAAUCAACAAGAAUUCAAUUGGUUUCCUGCAAAUGAAUCUCAAACAGUCGAAGAUGAGGCAGAAGUGUCUGAAUCAGCCUCUUCCAUAUCUAUAGGAACUUUCAGUUUGCUAGAAUCUAAAGAACCAAGUAAAUGGGAACUCGAGUAUGUGAGACGUAUACUGAAACAUGCGGACCUAAUGUUAACAGAGUUUGCCUUGGGUCAAAUUCGCCGGCUCUUACCCCGUAGUCUCUAUUACCAGCUAGAGAAUCAAGAGAGUACAAUGGAGAGCAAUAAAGAAGAGUACUCCAAGCUGAGAAGACGGGCUUUGUUUGAUUGUGUAAGUGAAUGCCUGGACCUAAUGUGUCGACAACUUCUCAGUGGAAGCUUCAGGGCAUGGGUAAAAUGUGCAGAUCUGUUCCAAAGAAAAGGGUGGUUGGCGGAAGAAUUGUACAAGGAGAUUAUAUGUUGGAAUAGCAUGGGAGAUUUGAUGGUUGAUGAGCUUGUUGAAAAGGAUAUGAGCUCCCGGCACGGGAGAUGGCUUGAUUUUGAACGAGAAGCAUUUGAAGAGGGUGUAGAGAUUGAGAACGUGAUACUAACUUCUUUAGUUGAUGAAUUGGUUUCUGAUUUACUUCUCUUUUGAAGCCUUUCUUUAUUGAAAUUCCACUAUAACUACCUAGAAAACUGAUCAUCUUCUGGAUCUUGUAUGGUUUUCGUUGUUAGUGAAAAAAGUAUAUAUUUAUACUUCUCUCAAUAUGUAAAGCACUGAGCAACAAUAUGCUGAUUAUUGAACAGAAGAUCUGCAUACAGCAUGAUCAGAGGUUGAUUCUGGCUCCUAAAAUUUAGCUUUGCUCUC